CUAAGAUUAGAUAGACAGAAAGUGAGAGAGUUAAUAGCUAAAAAGGCCUCUCUUUUCCUCUGCUUUCUGGAAAGGUGAAGAAGAAGAUGAUGUUCUUGGAGCUCCUAGUGGAAAAAAGUGAUUGCUUUCCUUUGGACUUGCUUGUCUUCAACAUAGCUUUGGCCUUCUUCAAUGGCGUUCUUGCUGUAAUUGCGUUUUCUCAGCUGGUCAGGAUUCACAUGCGCAAUCGACAAAGUGGAUGGACACGCCAAAAAGUACUCCACCUCAUGAUUGGCUCUUCUAACUUGGGUUACUUCAUAUAUUUUACAUCUACGUUGGUUGCAGCUUGUAAGAAGUGGUUUUGCUGGUCUAAUGUCUGCGGGUUCAUCCUAAUGGCCUACCCCAAAAUUCUGUUUCUCGCAGCUUUUCUUCUACUCCUGUCCUUUUGGGUCGACCUUUGCCAUCAGGCAAAUGAUGACGAGGAGGAUGACGAGGACGAUAGCAUGCAGCAGGCCUUGUUGGAAAAUUCAAAGAAUAAACCUAAUUCAUCAAACAAAGAUGGUCAUCGAAUUUGUUGUUCAUUCCAAAGCAUUCAUGUUGGAAGUCACCAAAAAUUUGUGAUUGCGGUUGUUGUGCUUGUCCUUGUUCUGAUGAUGUCAUUUGCUGUGGUAAUCUGGAUCGGUGUGGGUAAGAAUCCCAUUGAUUCUUCAGCAGUGGCUCAGGCAUAUGAAGACUUUCUUGCUUUCACAGUUCUUUUAUUAGGAGGAGCAUUAGGUUGCUAUGGCAUCCUGCUAUUUUGUAAGUUAAGGAAAGUACGGUCUGAGAAAGCUUCAUCCGAAAUGUGGAAGGUUGCUGGUUUGGCAAUUACUUCUGUUAUAUGUUUUACGUCAAGUGCAUUGGUAGCUCUUCUUACAAAUAUUCCUCUAUAUUGUCAGCGGAGUCUGAAAAAAACAUAUGGCGGAAAAGCACUAGUUUUUCUGAUUCUGUACUAUUUUAUGGGAUCUUUGGUGCCCUCAACUUCUGUAUUAUGGAUUGUAAGAGAAUUGCCACCCUCAAUCGCUAAUCACCAAAGGGAACAAUCAAGAACAAUUACUUUUGUCAGCUAUGCUGCAGUGGGCACACAGCGUCCUCGUCGUUGGGCUAGAGUAACAAGUUCAACUAAUCAGGCAUCACGAGCAAGUCCCAUAUAAGAAAAACUUAUGAAGUUAAAACUUCUUUUGGUCUCGGGAGAAGAGACGUUGGAAAUGCAGACUCACAUAUGCAUAUGAUUUGAGACUUAUGCAUCGCAGUGAAAUUCAAAUGAAGAUGGAGGAUGUGGAUGCCUCUCAACUAUACAAGCAUAUACUGCAGAUGCAUGGAUGUGGAUGCUGCCGCUUUUUGCAUUUGGUUCAUGUACAUAGUUACAUUUCAGAAAUGCUGCUACCCUCUCCACCAGAAAUGCUGCUAGCCGAUCCACUUUUGCCAAUGGAUUCUUACUGUAUACACCCUUUUACAUGUAGAUGCCUCUCAACUGGGUGUUUUCGACGAUAUUAGGGUUUAGGGUGUUUUUGACGAUGUUAUGGCGAAAAUAUUAUAGAUUAUUGGUACAGAAACCAGGAGAAAAAAUUAUAUAAAAAUACAGAGGGUGUUGCAAACAGAUAA
Prunus mume (Japanese apricot) is the source of this 1620-nucleotide messenger RNA. RefSeq names its product tobamovirus multiplication protein (gene CAND3). Lineage: Eukaryota; Viridiplantae; Streptophyta; Magnoliopsida; Rosales; Rosaceae. The record is from RefSeq and is a predicted model, not a curated record.